AUCUGAAAAUGGCUCUGGCGAAGCCUGAAGAUCUUCACUCUCAAAAGCUUCGUUCGAAUUCGCCCAUUUCAAGAAGUCAAUCAGAAGCGAAACCUAUGAAAUCUGUUUCAUACUCCUCUCACGAAAAUUCCAAUCUGCAGGAUGUUCUUCUCGUUGAUUCCAAGUCAUCUGCCGCCGCUGCUGCAAUUCCAUGUAUAUCCUCCGACUUGACGAUAUUUUCAAACCCUUCUCAUCACGCCAACAAGAAGACGAGAGACCUGCCCAAUGUAUCCGAUUGUCAUGGCUGCGGCUGUCACAUCAAUGUUACAAACCACAAGGACAGACUCCAAACCCUGGAUAGCUUUUGGCGCAUCGUUUUGUUAUGUUGGAAAUGCAUCAGAGGCGUUGAAUCCGCUGAAUUAUGCUCCUAUUGUCUAUCUCCGGCUAAGGAUGAGGCGGAUUGCUUCCUCUGCUGCGACUGUAGACGCCGUGUUCAUAAGGACUGUGUUACAAAGUACAGGUACUCUCCUCCUUGGUGUUAUUCUCAUUCAAAUUCGGAUUUUAGGGUAUGCAUUGAUUGUUGGAUACCGAAAUUGCUGACAAAAUCUAAUAGUUUAUACGAAAAGAAAGGACUUGAGAAGAAACAACCAUUGAAAAUGCCUACUAAUUUGAGGAGUCAAAAAUCAUUGAAAGAUGUGGUAAAGGAUGCAAAAUUGAAUAUGAAUGAUAAGAUGUUGGUGGCAGAGAAAGCUAAAGACAAUAAACUAAGGAAGGCUUUGUUAGCCAAGAGAGCUGUGGAAUUUGCAAGCGAUGCAUUAGAACUAGUUGCUGCUAAAAGUUUUGACAGUGGAAAUAAGGCAUCUACUAAUGGUGAUCAUACUGGAUUGGCAUUUCAACUGCAGCGAGUAUUGAAUAAAUCACCUAGAAUUGCAGAAAACUUUUGCUCAUUGAACUCAACAUUUUUGUCUCUAAAUAGGGACAGUAUGGAGCAAGAGUCGAAGGUUUAUGUCAGGAGGCAUAAAAAGGUUAAAAAUGAAGAACCACAACAGGACGCCAUCAGAAGCCAAGGUCUACUGGCCUGGCUAGAAAGUUCUAGGGUUCCUCCUGAUGGAAUCUGCAACGAGGAGAAGCCUCAUCACAGAGUGAUAACGUAUACCAAAAGGCUUGCAAAAGAAGCGCGAGUCAAUAAUGUAUUGAAUUUGUACGAGUCUGGGAAGCAAACUGAACCUGUUCUAGAUUCUUUUUCGAAUGACUCCAAAAGCCCAAUUCAAUUGGGUGAUUCUGAAGAAAUUCCAACUGUUCUAUCAAAAGAGAAGAGUUAUAAGAAGGGUGAUCGCUUUGGCUUCAGUUAUACUAAGAGAUCAGCAAAUGGAAUAAUCUCCAAGGAUGAAUCGUUGGCAAAACAAGCUGGGUCAGUGCAAGAACUGUUUCUUGAUAAGCCCGUUAGUCAUGUGAAGUCCAAUGGAAACGAGGAGUCUGAUGAUCGCUAUGCUUUGAAGUAUACUAAGCGGCCUGUGAAGCUCUAGAAAGAGUAUAAAUUUUGAAGCCAAAAUUUGUUUUGAAUACACUGCUUGUGAAAGUAAUGAUCCGUCUACAUGAAGCACCUCUUGACUAUAGGUUUUCAGAUUACUGUCUGGUUCUUUUGUAAAUUUCAGUUUGUGCAGGUGGUUCUUCUUCCAUUAACAUACAUCCAGAGCUAGCUACAAAUGAUGAUGCUGAGAACCAGGACACUAUAUAUAGAGUUGGAAUUUAAAACUGAGAACCAUAAAUAUGCUUAGGGUUAUAUGUUCAUAUUCAGGUAGUCACAUUUUGUAACUGAUAGCAUAAAGCUUGCUACUUUUCUAAUUGAAUUGAAUUGAAUUGCACACCCAGAAACUGAAAUGAGUUUGUGGUUUACCAUUUUCAACAUUGCUGUAAAGUCUAGUUUUGUUUAUGUACGCAUGCAUUUCAA
Impatiens glandulifera is the source of this 1930-nucleotide messenger RNA. RefSeq lists its product as uncharacterized. The transcript has 2 exons. The coding region runs from base 9 to 1505 and encodes 498 amino acids. NCBI's taxonomy places the organism in Eukaryota, Viridiplantae, Streptophyta, Magnoliopsida, Ericales, Balsaminaceae. The record is from RefSeq and is a predicted model, not a curated record.